Molecule: messenger RNA, 2159 nt
Organism: Striga hermonthica
Lineage: Eukaryota; Viridiplantae; Streptophyta; Magnoliopsida; Lamiales; Orobanchaceae
Source: the annotation of a GenBank genome assembly
AUGGACAGUUCUGAGGUUGAAGAUAAUUUACUCUCCAUCGGUGAGCCAAAGUUACAUGGUGACAUGUGCAAGAGCCUGUAUGAUGUGUAUGUGAAAGUGUUGGGCGUAUUUCCUGACCUUGAAGCAGCAAGACCCAGAAGUACAUCCGGCAUUCAGGCAUUAUGUGCCCUCCACAUUGCACUUGAGAAGACCAAGAAUAUUCUCCAACACUGCGCUGAAUGUAGUAAACUCUACUUGGCAAUAACUGGAGACUCUGUUGUUCUGAAAUUUGAGAAGGCCAGAUGUGCCCUAGAAGAUGGUUUGAGGCGAGUUGAAGAUAUUGUUCCCCAAGCCAUUGGUGUUCAGAUUGCUGAGAUUCUAGUAGAGCUGGGAUGUAUAGAGUUCACACUCGAUCCGGCUGAGAAGCAAAUCGGGGACGAGAUCAUUGCCCUUCUUCAGCAAGGGAGCAACUUCAGCACUGGCUCAAACGACAACAACGAGCUCGAGUCCUUUCAUCAGGCAGCCUGCAAGCUUGGCAUCACCUCCUCGAGGGCCGCCCUCAGGGAGAGGCGGGCCCUGAAAAAGCUCGUGGACCGGGCCCGGGCAGAGGAGGACAAGAGGAAGGAGUCAAUUGUGGCUUAUCUCCUCCACCUCAUCAAGAAGUACUCGAAGCUGUUCAGAAGCGAGAUCUCAGACGACAACGACUCCCAAGGCUCGACCCCGUGCUCCCCUUUGCAGGGAAAUGGCAGUUGCCCCUUUUUUGAUCGCCAGCUGUCCAAGCUCAGCUCCUUCAAUUUCAAGCCCAACCUCAGAAGGUCUGAGCAGAUGCCCAUCCCCCCCGAGGAGCUUAGGUGCCCGAUAUCCUUGCAGCUUAUGUACGACCCUGUCAUCAUAGCCUCCGGGCAGACAUACGAGAGGGUCUGCAUUGAGAAGUGGUUUGAUGACGGGCACGGCACGUGCCCGAAGACCCAGCAGAAGCUCCCCCACCUCUCCCUCACUCCCAACUACUGCGUGAAGGGCCUGGUGGCUGGAUGGUGCGAGCAGAACGGGGUUCCCGUCCCAGAAGGUCCUCCCGAGUCACUUGAUCUCAACUACUGGAGGCUGGUACUUUCAGAAAGCUACUCGGCCGACUCAAAGUCACUCGAGUACGAGGGUGUGCCCCUUAACAAAAGCGGCAACAUCAAGGUGGACGAGGAGGAAGGGAGCAUUGUUUCCCAUCAGGCAGAGGAUGAAAAUUGCGAGGCUCGUGUGUUUGAGAAAUACAAGGGCUUCUUAAGGGUUUUGGAGGAGGAGGAUGAUGAUCUGCUGAGGAAAUGUAAGGUGGUGGAGAAAUUAAGGCACUUGCUGAAGGAUGAUGAAGAGGCCAGGAUUUAUGUGGGGGCCAACGGCUUUCUGGAGGCACUGCUGAGGUUUCUGGAGCAUGCCAUCUCCGCUGGGAACCAGACGGCCCAGGAGACUGGAACCAUGGCUCUUUUCAACCUAGCUGUAAAUAAUAACAGAAACAAAGAAUCGAUGCUGGCCUUGGGCGUCCUACCGUUACUGCACAAAAUGUCCAGCAAUUUGGAUUCAGCAGGAGCAGCGACAGCCCUGUAUCUAAACCUGUCGUGUCUUGAGGAGGCCAAGGCCAUCAUCGGGAACAGCGUAGCUGUCCCUUUUCUGAUCUCGGUCCUGAGGAACGAAAACGAGAAGCAGUGCAAGUUAGAUGCUCUUCACACCCUCUACAACAUAUCCAGUGAGCCGGCCAACAUUCCUCACCUCCUGUCAGCUGGCAUAAUCGAUGCCCUCCAGGCUGUCAUUGGUCACCCGUGGACCGAGAAAUGCAUAGCCAUCCUAAUCUAUUUGGCCUCAAGUAAAAACGCGCGGGAUGAGAUUAGAGCAGUGCCGAGCCUGAUUAGCGCGCUUGCUACUAUUCUGGAUGUGGGGGAGGCUGUGGAGCAAGAGCAGACGGCAGCUUGCCUUCUGAUACUAUGUAGUUUGGACGACAAGUGUAGUGAGAUGGUGCUCCAGGAGGGGGUGAUACCCUCGCUGGUGUCGAUCUCGGUGAAUGGGACGGUGAGGGGGAAGCACAAGGCGCAGAAGCUCCUGAUGCUGUUCCGGGAGCAGAGGCAGAAGCAGAGGGAGAGGGACCCAUCGCCCACGCAGCCAGUCUCCCAGAGGCCCCUGUCCAAGACGGUGUCAAG